Molecule: messenger RNA, 1345 nt
Organism: Osmia bicornis bicornis
Lineage: Eukaryota; Metazoa; Arthropoda; Insecta; Hymenoptera; Megachilidae
Gene: Unc50
Product: protein unc-50 homolog
Exons: 7
Coding region: 272-1093 (273 amino acids)
Cellular component (GO): Golgi membrane
Source: RefSeq, a predicted model, not a curated record
UGUUUAAUACAAAACUGAUAGUAAUAAUAAAAUAAUUGUAACAAUUUAUAAAUAGAUUGCAAAAUACUUAAGAUGAAGCUAAAUUGAAUUAAGAUUAAAUAGCAUUGAGUCAGCCAAUAGCCGUUGCGAUUAAACCGAUAUUAAUUUUGAAUGUGAUGUUUUAUAUUAACUCUUCUUCAUAUCACUGUCAUAAGUUAAUAUUUAAUAUUAAGAAUUGAAUCGGCAAUAAAAAAAGAAAUACAUCCAAGUUACAUCCAUACUUUAUGGUUCAAUGAUUAAAAAUUUAGAAAUGAAAUAUUCUACAUCACCUCCGAUAAGUAGGUGUAAUUCACCUGGUCCAAUUGAGUCAGGCUCAAGCUUGCCGAUGCCAGUAACUUACAGGCAAGAUUGUAUGGGUGCAGCAACAAAAUGUUAUAAAUAUCUGAGAAAGCUAUUGAAAUUUGAACAAAUGGAUUUUGAGUUUGCUUUGUGGCAAAUGAUCUUUUUAUUUACAUCACCACAAAAAGUGUAUAGAAAUUUUCAAAGCAGGAAACAAACAAAAUCACAAUUUGCAAGAGAUGAUCCUGCGUUUUUGGUAUUGCUAAUGUGUUGCCUGUGUAUAUCUUCUAUUGGUUUUACUAUAGUUUUGGGAUUAGGAUUUCUUCAGUUUAUAAAGUUAUUAUUUUAUAUGGUAUUCAUUGAUUAUCUUGUAGCUGGUAUAAUAGUAGCUACAAUAUUCUGGUUUAUAACAAAUCGUUAUUUAAGAAUUGAUAAAACUCAGGAUGUAGAAUGGGGUUAUGCAUUUGAUAUUCAUUUGAAUGCAUUUUUUCCACCUUUAGUCAUACUUCAUAUUGUACAACUUUUUUUAUAUAACGGUCUCAUAAAUCAUGAUACAUUCUCAUCAAGAUUUGUUGGAAAUACAAUUUGGCUAAUAGCUGUUGGAUAUUAUAUUUAUAUCACAUUUUUGGGUUAUACAAGUAUGGAAAUACUUCAUAAAACGCACAUAAUACUAUCAACAGUACCAAUAACACUAUUGAUAUAUAUCAUGACAUUAUGUGCAGGCAUUAAUAUUAGUCAUUUAGUUAUGGAAUUCUAUCAUUAUCGAGUUGUCUAGGUAAAGUUUGUUAUUUUAGUAUAAAAAUUAAUUUUAAAUUAAUUGUCUUUGUAUUAGAUUUUGAUAUACACUUUUAUGCAUCAAAAUUUUAAAAAGUACAGAUAGAAAUGUUUAUUGCAUUUAAUAAUAAAUAAUAUAUAUUUCCUAGUAAGAAAAAAAACUAAUUGUUUAAGUAAAGAACAUGUUGUGUAUUUCUAAUUGUAAAAUUCAAAUUUUACAAUUAAAUACCUGCAGAUUUUUUGAGUCUCCAGU